Molecule: messenger RNA, 1672 nt
Organism: Epinephelus fuscoguttatus (brown-marbled grouper)
Lineage: Eukaryota; Metazoa; Chordata; Actinopteri; Perciformes; Serranidae
Exons: 13
Coding region: 56-1672 (538 amino acids)
Molecular function (GO): ubiquitin-protein transferase activity
Source: RefSeq, a predicted model, not a curated record
AUUCGAUCUGAUGAAAACACAUUUUCGCAACCCUGGCUGCAGCUAACUUCAGAAGAUGUCUUCUGAACCUAACGAACCACGGCCACAUAGCCAUGGUGCAGUUGAGUCAGCAGCCAGAAACCUGGUGUCUUUGCUGCUUAACACUCUGGCCCCAAGCACGUCAACAAAGCCGACAGAGACAGGGCAGCCUGCCCCUGCGCCUGUCCCUAGAAAUCUAACUGUGCAGCAGGAGAUGGCAAGAUCUUUUCCUGGUUAUUUCAAAUCAAACCUCAGUCGAGGUAAAAAGAGGUGUUUGACUGCCACCAAGCAUCCUAUUAAGAUAACCAGUAAGACAACAGCUCUGAAUUUUUUUCUGCUGCCAAAAAAUACAGCCCACACACCGUUGCCACCUGAGGAGCUUGAACUCCUCCAGGCGGGCAUGGGAAGACAAACGGUGUCUCUUCCUGAAGAUGGUGACCACUUAGAGAUUUCUAGGUUCCUGACUGAAACGUUUCCAAAAAUGGAGGAUCUUUCUGGAGGAUGGCUAUUGCAUAAAGCAACAGGUGGCAGUGGUCGACGAAAGCUCACUGUCAUUCCACCAGAAGCAGAGGGGUAUUCUGUCAAAGCUCUUCGAGCUGUGUCUGCAGGUGGCAAAGCCACUUUUUACAUCGUACCACUGCAGGAGACAUUAGACACGUCUCCUCUGCCUCCUGACUCACAGCAAUUUUCAAAAAUGCCAAAGAAGACAUGCUUCCAGUGUAAUGAAGUGAUGCCUUUGCAGAUGCUCACAGUACACAUUAAGACAUGCAGGGGAAGACUGUCCUCUGAUGACACUGGCGAUGAGUCCUCUGAUGUAUGUGUUGUGGAGAACAAGCACAAGGCAGUUUGUCCAAUUUGCACCAAAGAAUUCCCAGACGAUGAGAUAACAGUCCAUGCCAGCCUGUGUGGAGAGAGUGACUUAAGUGACAGCUUUGAAUGUACAGUGACUUCUGCAGAAAAUGACAGUAGUCCAAGUAUGCCUGCUCAAACUGCAGUAUUCAAACCAAAAAGUACGGAAGAUGUAUUGUGCUUCAUUGAACAACAAGUUGACACCAGUACAGAGUUUAAAUUGUGUGUGGACAGAGAGAACCUUCCAGACAGAGGCAUUCUCCAGUGGAAAAGGAAAAAAGCUGCAUCUCCUGCCAGUGCUCUCAAGGUGGUCUAUAUAGGAGAGGCAGGCAUUGAUACAGGAGCACUUAGGAAAGAGUUUCUGACUGAUAUGGUUUCAGGUAUUGAAAAGAGAUUUUUUGAAGGAGCUGGGAACCAGGGUAAAAAUCCCAAGUACUCUUUGACAGAUGUUGAUAAUGAGAACUUUAGAACUGUUGGUGAAAUAAUGGCAGUCAGCCUCGCACAAGGUGGUCCACCCCCUGCUUUUUUGAGGGAGUGGUGCUACAACUUCCUCUGCACAGGAGAGGUGGACUUAAACUCUCUGUCUCAGGAGGAUGUGACCGAUCUAGAAUCCUGUCUGCUCAUCAGCAGGGUUGAAAAUUCUGCAGAUGCUGAGUCUCUGAUGUUGUUGGCUGAUGAAAUUGUAAGCUGUGGAUACACAAGGCAGAUCAAACUGGACAGCAAAGAAAACAUAAUUCGUAAGUUUUCAAAGAAUAACAUUUUAAAUAUUUUUCAUGCAAAAAUGUUAACUUUGCAACAGUUUUGA